Messenger RNA from Radiomyces spectabilis, 843 nucleotides. RefSeq lists its product as uncharacterized. The transcript is spliced from 2 exons. NCBI's taxonomy places the organism in Eukaryota, Fungi, Mucoromycota, Mucoromycetes, Mucorales, Radiomycetaceae. Bases 186 to 653 code for a protein of 155 amino acids. The record is from RefSeq and is a predicted model, not a curated record.
CCAAAAGUGGUACUAUUCCGUCUAAUUCACUGUUUUCAUAGUACCAUCAUCUAUAUAAUUACGGUCAGUCUCCUCAACAACCUUCAUCACAGGAAUCAAGGCAACCAUAUGCAUACCAACAAAGACAACAGUUCAAUCCGCCCUAUCAAUCCCCAUUAAUAGACGCGCAAGCAACGGCCACUUCCAUGCCACCCGGUUCCUCUUAUGCUUAUCUUCAACAACAACAACAACAACCACAGCAACAGCAACAGCAACCACAACAACCACAACAACCACAACAACAACAUCAGUCUAAUAUCAUGCCGCCGCAAAUGAGCGUGUCUCCCAAAUCAAGUCCCUCCAUGCAGCAACAGUAUCGAACAUUUGGUUCGCCACAGCAGGAUGGCGUUCAUCCUCAAAAUGCAUCGCCGGUCAUGAAACGAGCCACCAACGCAGAAGCUUACCAUUCCAUGCCUUACAAUGCCAUGAAUUCUGUGCGACCUCUCUCUGCUUCCCAGCAGAUGCCCAUGCAGAAAGCGCGACAAGGACCUCGUUACGGCAAUUAUCCUGUACGUCACUUGGAUUUAUCUUUUUGUUUUAAAGUGCUUUUGAGAAAAAAACAGGACUUUUUGGCUGAUACUGUCGUUCCACCCUGUAGUUAUCACAUGAUAUGAAUGCCUAUAAUCCGGUCAAUAUCAGCAACAUCGUUCACAAUCCGGCGACGUCGUUGCCUGAUUUACCCACUACGCUUCCUCCACUAAGUUCCACCAUGUCCAGUGCUACCAGCGCAGCGCCAUCCGCGGCGUUGGGGUCACCCACAUUUAAACAAUCACCGGCCAUGAUGACUAAUACUGUCCGAGGGCG